This is a messenger RNA of Metarhizium album ARSEF 1941, 420 nucleotides long. Its product is annotated as krev-1. The transcript has 2 exons. Gene Ontology annotation, cellular component: plasma membrane. Lineage: Eukaryota; Fungi; Ascomycota; Sordariomycetes; Hypocreales; Clavicipitaceae. Gene Ontology annotation, molecular function: GDP binding; GTPase activity; GTP binding. Bases 1 to 420 code for a protein of 139 amino acids. The record is from RefSeq and is a predicted model, not a curated record. Gene Ontology annotation, biological process: signal transduction.
AUGAAGACUGGCCAGGGGUUUCUUCUUGUGUUUAGUAUAACAUCGCCAUCGUCACUCAACGAAUUGGCUGGACUGCGUGAGGAGAUUAUUCGCAUCAAAGAUGAUGAGAAUGUGCCAAUGGUCAUUGUCGGCAACAAGGCCGACCUCGAAGAGAACCGCGCGGUGCAGAGAGCCAAAGGGUUUUCGAUAUCACAACGAUGGGGCGCACCUUACUACGAGUCUAGCGCCAGGACAAAAACCAAUGUCGACGAAGUUUUCAUCGAUUUAUGUCGCCAAAUGUUACGGAAAGACGACGAUUACCUGGCAGCCAACGGAACUGACGACGGUGGCUUCAAAUUUGAUGCUUUUCGUGCAGCGCAUAAGCGCAGAAGACGGAUGAGAGUUCGGGAGCGGGAUAAUCCUAGAUGUGCUAUUCUGUAG